Messenger RNA from Prunus armeniaca (apricot), 1587 nucleotides. The record is from the annotation of a GenBank genome assembly. NCBI's taxonomy places the organism in Eukaryota, Viridiplantae, Streptophyta, Magnoliopsida, Rosales, Rosaceae.
AUGGAAACUCAAAGAGCUAUUUUUAUUGAAGAUGAAAAUGAUUCAGACACUGAGGAAAAUUUUGAUUUUGAUGAAAUUUUGGAAAACAAGGAACCUGCUGAAAAGGAAAAUAUGCUGAGAGAUACAACUAUCUUACCAUUCACUGACUUGAAUGACAAGCAAGUCUCACCAAAUCAUGAUCCAACAACUGAAGCUCCACAAAUUGCACCAGAAAAUAUGCAGACAGAUCAACAAGAACAGCAGCCUUCCAACCCAGAACUGAGAAGGUCACAAAGAACUAAGAGACCUGCUCUAUCAAACAAUUAUUAUGUCUACCUGCAAGAAUCAGAACAUGACAUCAAUACCAUAGAAGAUCCUCUGUCUUAUAAGCAGGCUAUUCAAAGUGACAACUGUGAUAAGUGGAUAGAAGCAAUGGAGUCUGAACUCCAGUCAAUGAGCAAGAAUGGUGUAUGGAAGCUUGUUGAUUUACCUCAAGGAUGUAAACCAAUAGGAUGCAAAUGGGUUUACAAGACUAAAAGAAACUCAAAGGGACAAAUAGACAGAUACAAGGCACGACUAGUAGCAAAAGGGUUCACACAACAAGAAGGAGUGGAUUACAAUGAAACUUUCUCACAUGUGUCAACAAAAGAUUCCCUAAGAGUUAUAAUGGCAUUAGUGGCACAUUUUGAUCUUCACCUUCAUCAAAUGGAUGUUCAAACUGCAUUUUUGAAUGGAAACCUUAUUGAAGAAAUCUACAUGAAACAACUGGAUGGUUUCAUUCAAAAAGGGGAAGAAGAUUUGAUGACUGAUUUAGGAGAGGCAAACUAUUAUGUGCUAGGAAUUGAAAUAAGCCGAGACAGAGAAAGGGGGCUACUUAGUCUAUCACAGAAGGGAUAUAUAGAAAGGAUACUGAAAAGGUUCAACAUGGAAAACUACACAGGUUGUGAUGUUCCAUUCUCGAAGGGUGAUAAAUUGAGCAAUGAACAAUCUCCCAAAACUGAGCAAGAGAAGUUGGAGAUGCAGGACAAGCUCUACGCCUCACUUGUUGGAAGCUUAAUGUAUGCUCAAGUUUGCACAAGGCCAGACCUUGCUUUCAGCAUUAGUGUUCUUGGAAGGUUUCAAUCCAAUCCAGGCCAAGCACAUUGGGUAGCAGGCAAGAAGGUCUUGAGGUAUUUGCAGAGAACUAAAGAAUACAAGCUAUCGAAGAGAGGAGCAGUGGCUUGGAGAAGUGUCAAACAACAAUACAUAUCAACCUCAACCAUGCAGGCUGAGUUUCUAGCAAUUUAUGAAGCAACUUCAAUGGCUAUGUGGCUCAAAAAUUUUAUGUCAAUGUUAAAGGUCGUGGAUUCCAUACAAAGGCCAAUCCAAUUAUGGAAUGACAACAGUGCUGCAGUUUAUUUUGCAAAAGGAAAUGAGAAGUCAGGAGGAUUAAGACACCUGCAGUUAAAGUUUUUAUCAGCUAAAGAAAAAAUCCGAGAUGGUCAUACAGCUUUAGAUCAUAUUGGAACAGAUUUUAAUAUUGCAGAUCCACUGAACAAAGGCUUGCCUAAUCAUGUUUUUCAUAGACAUGUUAAAAGCAUGGGUUUGCAUAUCAGUUUUGAUGUUUAA